AUGGGAGACUCUGCUCGCCACUCGCGCUCCAGCAUUGCUGUGUGGUCUGAAAAGGAUGUGCAGGAAUGGAUGAAGGACCUGGGAUAUCCCCAGUAUAGCGAGCAGAUUGAGCAGCACCGUAUAUCAGGCUAUAUUCUCAGCCUCAUGGACCAUGAGCACCUCAAGGAUAUUGGAAUAAAAUCCGUGGGGCAGCGAUUGGCGAUUCUCAAGGCAGUUUACCAGCUCAAGGUCGCGCAUGACAUCCCUCUCGAACCUGAUGGAUACAUCCCCCCUUCCGAGGUAGUCGAUGAGCUCGCCAAUGAGGGAAUUACGAUUCAAAAGCUAUGGGUGAUGAUGGGAGAGCAAAACGAACGCAUACGAAGACUUGAGUCUGAGAACCAGCGAUUGCAAGACACGAUGCAAGUGCGAUCGAUUGCCGGCGUGUCCAUGAGUGGCUCACAGGAGCAGACCGGAGAAAUGUCUUUGCGAAAACAACCCUCGUUCCGCUGGGCUCCUCAAGGCCGCCCCGCCCAGUCGCCCACAAGGCCGACGCCGGAGCCAGUUCAGGAGUCGCCGCGGCAUUCACCUCGCAUCUCCGAGGCUGACCCUGUGACACCCUCCGCCAAGCAGCCGAAACCUCAGCCAUCGCUUGGGGAUAUUUCUCUUGCUAGCUCAACUCUUGCAAGCUCAUCCGUUCAUGCCGAGAGGCCCCAGGGUUUAACGCGGAACCCAAGCUCUCAGUCUAUAACCGCCAACAUCGCCAACCCUGGUGUCAAUGGUGGGAAGGACAGCAAACCACCAUCCAGAGAUGGCGAACAAAACCCUUACAAGAGUUUCAAAGUUACCCUCGAUGACCCCUGUUGGAAGGUUCUCCCUGCCGCCCUCAAGAAGUACCGAAUCAGCGAUGACUGGCAAAACUAUGCCAUGUUCAUCUGUUACGGAAAUACAGAUCGAUGCCUUAGUUAUGACGAGAAGCCUUUACUUCUUUUCCAGCGACUCAAAGAUGCCAACAAAAACCCGGUCUUUACCCUGCGCCACAUUAAAGACAUCCGUUCUCCCAUUGCUGUUGCUCAACAAAAGCAGGCUGCUCGCUCUGCUCAGCGCCGAGAUUCUCCUGAUGGCGCGACCGGCUCAAGUUUGCGUGUCGAUAACCGGGUUGCCUCGCCUAACAUGCCUGCCUACUCCCGAAAUACAAGGCUACACCUGCCGCCGGUACUUCAACCCAUUAGCGCUCGAGCAAUUGCUGCUACUGCCAACGCAGCUGCAACACCACCUCUUACUACUGCAAGCGCGCCUGCGCCCCAUUGGCCUGAGACCGAUGCUGAUCGUCCAAGAACAGGUGGUGAUGUAAGCGCCACUCCACAGCUGGAGGGCAGAGAGGGUGUGGUUUACUCGCAGACCAAGACGUACGCAAUUGCAAUUUACCCAUACUUGGCCGAACUGGAUGACGAAUUUGAUGUUUCUGUACACGACGCGUUUAUUAUAAUUGGACGUGCUAAAGGUUGGUGGGUUGUUCAACGCGACCCGACGGGGAUGGGCGUGCAGGAUGACACCGCCAAAACCUCAUGGGUCCCUGCUGGAUGUUUGUUGGAGACCUCGGUACCUCCUGCUCUCGCAGUCUCGGAAGCGACAAGGCAACGCAUCACUGACUAUGGUGCGACGGACUACCGACCUAUUCUGCCUAUGCACCUUGCUUCGACUAGUUUUUCGGGUAUUGCAUUGAGGCCUUAUAGCGUCAAGGGCGACGAAGAACUCGAGGUCCAAAGGGAUGAGUAUGUAAGGGUGUUCAAACGGUACAACCAUUGGUCAUAUGCUGUCAAAGAAAGCAAUGGCGAACGUGGAUGGGUUCCUUCUUGGUAUAUUGGAAAAGUUGCCAAUGCAUCCCCUGCAACACCCAACACGUCUGCAUUGACCAGUACCAGCAAUGCAUAUGACGGCAUGCCAGACACCGCCAAUGACCGAUUGCACGUCAAUGGCCACCACGCCACGUCGCCUCUUACUUCUCCUGCAUUUGUUACAGCCACCGCUGGACGUGCAUAA
Rhizoctonia solani is the source of this 2019-nucleotide messenger RNA. Its product is annotated as VTS1 RNA-binding family SAM domain protein. Lineage: Eukaryota; Fungi; Basidiomycota; Agaricomycetes; Cantharellales; Ceratobasidiaceae. The transcript is spliced from 9 exons. Gene Ontology annotation, molecular function: protein binding. The record is from RefSeq and is a predicted model, not a curated record. Gene Ontology annotation, biological process: signal transduction. Bases 1 to 2019 code for a protein of 672 amino acids.